Messenger RNA from Glossina fuscipes, 3806 nucleotides. RefSeq lists its product as uncharacterized. The transcript is spliced from 10 exons. Bases 103 to 3660 code for a protein of 1185 amino acids. NCBI's taxonomy places the organism in Eukaryota, Metazoa, Arthropoda, Insecta, Diptera, Glossinidae. The record is from RefSeq and is a predicted model, not a curated record. Gene Ontology annotation, molecular function: tRNA (guanine) methyltransferase activity; RNA binding. Gene Ontology annotation, biological process: tRNA methylation.
CAAGAACAGAUAAUACCUUGUUUUACAACUUUGAUAAGUUUUAUUAAAUGGAACCGAAUUUUGCAAGCAAAGCUAAGGAGUGAUAUUGGUAAUUCAUUUCAAAUGGGUUCGUAUGAGUCAGUGUUCGAUACUACAGAGCAACCUCAGCCGUUAACAAUUGAGAAAUUGUUUGCGUUUCUUCAGGAACAUUUUCAUGAAUAUCAUGAGCCAAAUAAUUUGUACUCAGUUUUGCCCAUUAUUUAUCGGUGUCUCCAACGAAAUAAAAAUGAUACGAAAGGAACCAUUGAUGUUGGUGGACCUUUAUUAGAAUUAUUAAGGCAACGUAAGGAUAACGAAGAUGAUUUUGAAAUUGCAAUACAAAUUACGUACCAAGUGCUUUGUACUAUAUUUGAAUUAGACACUCAGGUGUUUAAGCUUAAUGGGGAGAUGAUUCUCUUUCUCACCGAACUAACGCCAACAAUCCAAAGGAAGCAACUAAUAACAAAAACUGUGCUUUGUAUUCAAUAUUAUUUGAAAAAUUUUGACGAAGACUACCUGAUAGUAAAAGAAGUUUGGAACAUUGUGAAACAGCGUGCAUCAGCAUCAAUGAUAUUAAUAAUUGCGGACUUUGAAAUUUUAGUACAAAUGAUAGAUUUGUUAAGGGAGUCUGAACAUGAUAUUUUUAAUGGACCAUAUUUUUUGGCCACUACGAAGCAUUUACUCAAUUCAGACGAUCGAUUCGAACGAAAAUGUGGUCGCUGGUUAUUAAAGAGAUCCGUACAUUGGCUUACGAAUCAAAUCUCUGUGGCUUGGAUGCCCAAGGUAAAUGAAAGCGUAGAAAUAUCUUGGUUGAUAUAUAUGACAAUACUGGAAAGUCUUGAGGAGGAGCAAACACAUUUAAUAUUGCCAUCGUUGCAUAACUUAAAUGAACUGCGUAAUUCAGGAACGAUUCAAGAUGAUUGGCUAGAAAUACUAUACUCGCGACUACUUAAGCACAGCAAUGUUUUGGUGAAACGCUGGGCAAUAGAGUAUUUUAUGUCAAUAUUCACUAGUAAUGAUUUGAGCACAGAAGUAUUGAAGCAGGUGCUGGAGAUAUCAAACUCGAAUUAUUUUUAUAAUCGUGAAAAUUAUUUUCUACAUUGCGACCAUUUUGCUCAUUUUCUUAGCAAGAUAUCACAGCUGUUUUAUACUUUAUUUGGUGACAUCAAUUGGCAGUCGGUGCCAAUGUAUACGUGGCUGAAAUGCCUUAAUGAUCAGACAAAAAUGAAUAAUGCUGAGCCGACUUACGAAAGCUUGAUUCAAAUAGCGUCAAGAGUAAGAGCUUUACGAAAUUAUAAUAUACGCGAGAAGGCUAUAGAUAUGAUGAACAAAUGUUUUGCGAACGAGUUGGAAAAGAUGUCAUUGAAAAAAUAUAUAAAUUUUGUGGAAGCAUUAUAUAAUCCCACAGACAUUUUUUCACAAUAUGAUUUACUAUUUAAUAAGCCACUCGACGCUGACCUUUGGGAACCGGAGACGUCUUUCUCAGAACGUCUUCUUCUGAUUUUAUGCAGCAAUGUGAAGGAACUCGAAACAGCAUUAUUUUCUUUAUUAAAGUUUUUACAAGCCAUCCCAAAGGAACAACAUGGAUUUUUGAGUUUCAUUUCCUUUUAUAUUAAAGAUGCCAGUAAACAUACUCACAUUUUCUUGGAACUAUAUGAUUUAAAUCUAGAAACACUAGACACUUCCGAUCUCUCUCAUGUUAUUGAUGAUUUUACAAAAAAGUUGGUUUGGGACACGAGCAAUGAACGGCAAAGAGUACAAGCAUUUUAUGCGGCUGUCACCUACUACUUGAAUCAUUUUCCAAAAGAAGCCUGCGUUAAAUUUGAGAAAACAUCUGCGAUAGUACUUAACUCUUCUGAUUUACCGCCUUGUACUUUAAGUUUAUUUUCCACACUCAUAAAUAGUGCAGUCCACGUGAACAGAUGGAUUAUCGAUCAAUUAAUUGAUCAAUUACAAACAGUAAAAGGCGAAUGCAUUAUUCAGAAAAUAUUUUGGGAAAUUAUGGUUUACAUUAACAAGAAUAACGAUAAAGGAAUAUUGGAAAUUUAUGGAGAAAAACUGAUAGCGAACUAUCCAAAAUGCCACCUUUUAUAUAUGUCUUCUAUUCAGAUGUCUAACCUUUUAAAAAUGUUUGAUAAAAAUCUAUUGCUCAGCGGAAACUUUGUAAAUGGUGACCCCAGAAUUGAAGCGGUUUUUCAAUAUUACGAGUUCGGGAACCAGCCUGACGAAGCUAUUCUCAGAUUUUUGUGGUUGGUUGCUUUAAAUGCACAUGGCGAUAAAUCAUAUAUUAAGUUUUUGUUAGAUUGUCACAAAGAAUGUACGAAGAAGAAACCUCGAUAUUACGAGCAUUCUCGUGAACAUCGAUCAAAAUUUCGCAUCGCUUGUGGUAUUUAUAUUUUAUACGAAAAGCUAAAAGGAGACGACAAUAUUCUAGAUGAGAUUUGGAAAAUUUUACUCAACGAAAAUAAUCAACCUGACGUAGCAUUCAUUUAUGAACACAUUGUCGGCUAUUUUGAACAACGAUUUGAGAUCUUAUUAGCUUAUCUUCAAAAGAUGCCAGCUUUAACUGCAAGUCAGCAAAUUACAGUUGCGGUUAUAACCAAUCACUUUUGCUUAAGAGACGAAUUGUUGCAAUUGGAGCAAUUAAAGGAAAUAAUACAAAAUUUAUUACCUUUCGUUAUGGGAUCGAAUUUUCAAACUCGACUUUAUUGCCAAUUAAUUUUAUGGAAUAUAAUGACGAAAUAUAAUGCAAUAUUUAACAGCGACAAUCAAAUGCAUGCCUUAAUGCAACAACUAAUGCAAGCUAUUAUGUUGGCAACAAAUGGAAAUGUCGAUGAACAUUUAAAAGAUGUGCGUUUGAUACCACUACGAAAGUCCGCAAAUGAUGACUUUUAUUUCUUAAAAGUUAUAACCUAUGUAACGUGCGUUCCUUUCGAUGAACUGUAUCUUGGUAGAGAAAUGAUUGUUUUUGAAGACGCUAAACUUUUUGAACAAUGUAAAGUGAAUUUUCUGAAAAAAUACAAUAAAAAACGUGCAAAUACUUCAGAAAUUGAAGAUGAACAUAAAAAAUCUAAUGUAAACAAUUCCAUACAAAGGAAAAUGAAUCCCGUAAACAAUAUUUUAACAGAAACGGAUUUAAUUACUUAUUCGAGCGCUAAUCCCGCAUCAAAUAUGUACGUAGUGGCUAGUCUUAUCGACAAACUACCAAAUUUAGGUGGCAUAGCUCGAACAUGCGAAGUAUUGGGCAUUAAAAAUUUUGUAAUCAACUCUAAAAUGCAUAUUGAAAAGCCGGACUUCAAAAAUUUAAGCAUGACAGCUGAGAAGACGUUAAACAUUGCUGAAGUUCAACCAAAAGACUUGACUCUGUUUCUGCUGAUGAAACAAUUGCAAGGUUACAAAAUUAUUGGAGCCGAACAGACCUGCACUAGUGAAUCUUUUCACACUUUUAAAUUUCCUCAAAAAUGUGUCUUGUUAUUGGGGCAUGAAAAGGAUGGCAUUCCCGCUUCUUUAUUGGGAUUGUUAGAUUAUAUAGUAGAAAUUCCGCAAUCUGGAAAUGUUAGGUCAUUAAAUGUUCAUGUAACUGCAGCUUUGUUUAUGUGGGAGUAUUGCAAACAACAUAUUUUAUCACAAGCGAUUAACUAAAUUGCGUAACUAUUUGAUUUCUUAAGCACAUAUUCGUGAUUAAGUGCGUAAACUUAAGUGGAACGUUUUUAUUUUUAACAUAUUAAGCUAAGUGAAUUAUUGGAUAUGGAAUAAAUAUCUGACCGACAUUUUUUUAUAUAAUGCAA